Molecule: messenger RNA, 1257 nt
Organism: Spizellomyces punctatus DAOM BR117
Lineage: Eukaryota; Fungi; Chytridiomycota; Chytridiomycetes; Spizellomycetales; Spizellomycetaceae
Exons: 5
Coding region: 23-1117 (364 amino acids)
Biological process (GO): RNA polymerase II preinitiation complex assembly; transcription initiation at RNA polymerase II promoter
Cellular component (GO): transcription factor TFIID complex
Molecular function (GO): RNA polymerase II general transcription initiation factor activity
Source: RefSeq, a predicted model, not a curated record
CGUCGACUAUCCAAAUGAAAAUAUGGUAGCGACCAAGGCACCAUCCACCAAGCAACCGAAAAACGCAAAAGGAUUAGUUCAAACACGGAUAGGGCCUACUCGGAUAACUAUCAAACCUAAAAAAGGUCCGCUAGAAGAUGAAGAAGAAGCACCAGUAGAAGAGCAUUUUAUCUUGCGCAUGCCUUCAGGCGAGCCUGCAGAAAAACUUCGAGAGGCGGUGAAAGCACGUGAGAUACCAGAGGACUUCAACGUAACUUUUUAUGAUCCACGCCGGGCGACUUUCCGCCUAGGUGCGGAUAGCUACAGGGCCAAACUCGUUGACCUCCCCUGUAUCAUUGAAUCGCAUAAAACAUUGGACAAUAAGCAGUUCUACAAAGUCGCGGAUAUUUCACAAAUGCUGGUUGUCGACGGGCCAGCUCAAACGACACCACCGCAGGAACCGCAACAACCCCUGCAUCAUGACGAAUAUACCUGGCCGCAUGGGCUUACGCCACCGUUGUGGAAUGUACGAAAGCGGAGGUUUAGAAAGAGAAUAUCGAAAAGGACAAUUGAAGAUGUAGAGAGGGAGGUCGUGCGUCUAUUGGAAGCCGAUGCUCAAGCGGAAAAUGUGCUCUUUGAGGUCGACGAUGGAACGGACAGAAUUACAGCAGAAGGCUUUGACGAAGGUGACGAAGAUGCAGAAGGUUCACCAGACGAAGAAGGGGAAGAAGAGACGGCUAUGGACGUAACUGAGGGCGGUGAUGAAGAAGAUGAUGCCCUCACAGCGGCAUGGGAGGAAGCGCUAGCCGAGCAUGCAGAGGGAGAUGAAGAUGAUGAUGAGGAAGAGGACGAGGAUGAAGAGUCCGAAGAUGAGGAUGAGGAUGAAGAAGAAAGCGGUGGAGAAGGUGAUGCCGAAGGUGACGAGGAGCUCGAUAAAGCUCAAUUACAGCAGCAAGUCGAUCAGUUAUCUGCCGAAAUCAGAGACUUGGAGAGCAAGAUUGAGGACAAUAGGGCGAAGCUCGCUGUGCAGAUUAAUCCCAUCAUGAGGAAACGAUUCGAAGAUAUCGUUAAGCGGUUCACUACGCAACUUCAUAGCAAGCGAGCUGAGCUGGUAGAUCUGCAAGCAGGUCUGAUAUAGUACCUACCUUCCACAUUGCUUUUCCUGUCGGCUUUCCUGUAAAUAUUCGUGUAGAUACGCUACUGUAGAUAUUCCAAGAAUAAUGGGCAUUCCACGCUCGGCUUUGGACCUCUAAUUUGGCCAAAACCAUCUAAUUCCAC